Molecule: messenger RNA, 1008 nt
Organism: Physella acuta
Lineage: Eukaryota; Metazoa; Mollusca; Gastropoda; Physidae
Product: ferroxidase HEPHL1-like
Molecular function (GO): copper ion binding
Source: RefSeq, a predicted model, not a curated record
AUGAAACUGAUGUAUCUUGUAGUUGGCUAUGGCGUACCAGGCGGAUCAGUCGGCCUAAACCAGGUCCACACCUACAGGUUUGACGUGCCCACCAACCUACUAGAGGGGUCAUCUGAACCUUGUCUCAGUUUCCUGUACACGUCAAUGCACGAUCCUGUCCGUGACCACAACACUGGUCUGGUUGGUGCAAUCCUCGUCUGUCAGAAGGGAUAUCUGGCGUAUAGGGGACCCAAGCCAAGCGAAUAUUUUUUACUGCUAGCAACAUUUGAUGAGAACAAGUCCCUGUACAUGUCCCCCACCGUAAGCGUAGGGAAUGAUCUAGAAGGAUUUGUUCAGUCCAACGUUAGAUGGACUGUCAACGGCUACUCCUACGGCAACAUGCCAACCAUCAACACGUGCAUCAACGACAACAUCAUCUGGCACGUCAUGUCCCUGGGGUCGUUCCUGGACGUCCACACCCUGGUCUUUGACGGCAACACCUUCAACGAGGAGGGCACCAACCGUGACGCCAGGAGUCUCGUGCCUGGGUCCACGGCUGCUCUGUCUAUGACGCCAGAUAAUGCUGGAAAAUGGAUGCUGUACUCUCAAUCAACGACCGCCAGAGAAAACGGUAUGUUCGCCUUCUACACGGUAACAGACUGCUAUGGGAAAUCUGGUGACGAUGUUGAGAUGCAUGGGAGGAUCAGAGACUACUACAUCUCAGCUGAAGAGGUUCUGUGGGAUUACGCCCCUUUGACUAGAAGUCCGAUAACUGGGGCCAACUUGCUGGAUCCCAAUGUCGAAGAAAGUAUUUUCAUCCGACACGACGACAUGUAUAUCGGCCAUGUGUACAAGAAAGCGGUGUACAAAGAGUACACAGACGGCACGUACACAAGCGUUAAACCUGGCAAUGGUGACCUGCUGGGUCCUGUCAUCAUGGCGGAGGUUGGUGACGUCGUGAGGGUCACGUUCAGAAACAUGGCGACCAGAAGAUACUCUAUUCACAGUCAUGGCGUCCUUACUGAGUGA